AUGACUGAGAUAGCAUUUCCCAUUUCGAUCGGCCCAGAACUGGAGUCUUAUGUCGCUAAGCUUCUUGAUCAGGCCGGCAUCCCGAAUUUUAUCUGGGGAGACCCAGUUCUGGACAUUCUGGGCACUCCCUCUCUACCCCCUUAUUCUGGAUGGGCGAUCCCCGACCACUGCAUCGAAGCCGCAGCUAAGACGCUCGACGAGGCCAACUUCCCACCCUGUACGCAGGGUCGCGAUUGUACGGUCUUCCAGAUGAUCAGCAAUCCAUACCCGGACUACCAUUAG
Messenger RNA from Aspergillus melleus, 282 nucleotides. RefSeq lists its product as uncharacterized. Lineage: Eukaryota; Fungi; Ascomycota; Eurotiomycetes; Eurotiales; Aspergillaceae. The transcript has 2 exons. The record is from RefSeq and is a predicted model, not a curated record. Bases 1 to 282 code for a protein of 93 amino acids.